CAAUCUCGUCCUUCUCACCCUUGAGAGCCAGCAUUCGAGUACACAAUCGUCACAAUGUCACAUCGCGGCGAAACCCUCCAUCGAGAUGUCUGCUGUAUUGAUGAUCUCAAGAAAUUGGCUUCUAUGAAGCUCACCAGAAUGGUGCGAGAUUAUUAUAACGAGGGUGCCAUGGACAUGAUCACCCUGCGAGAAAACGAGUCUGCCUUUGACCGCUACAAAAUCCGUCCCCGGAUCCUCGUCGACGUCGACAAUAUCGACACUACCACCGAGAUCCUCGGAAGCAAGGUGUCCCUCCCCUUCGGUUUCAGUCCUGCUGCCUCGCACAAGCUCGCGCACCCAGAUGGCGAGCUCGCGACCUCGCGCGCCGCCGCAAAGUUCGGUAUUUUCAUGGGUUUGUCUUCAUAUGCGACGUGUUCAUUGGAAGACGUUAUCGCCCAGGGUCUGGAGAACCCCUACGCGAUGCAGAUGUGUGUGUUGAAGGAUCGAUCGAUUACGAUUCAGUUGCUGGACCGUGCAGAGAGUACGUACCUGGUACUUAGCAAUUGCAAUGAUGGGAGAGAGCUAACCAAACGUGCAGAGGCUGGUUACAAGGCACUGUUCCUGUCUGUGGAUGUGCCCGUGCUUGGAAAACGAUUGAACGAGUAUCGCAAUGAGUUCCGUAUCCCGGAGGAUAUGGAGUACCCCAACAUUCUCAGCAGUGGAGGCGAUACCUCUGACCGAACCGAUUAUGAUCCGAGCCUGGAUUGGGAAACGGCGAUUCCCUGGCUGCGAAAGCAUACCCGGCUGCCGAUUUGGCUCAAAGGAGUUUGCUCCCCCGAGGACGUGGAAUUGGCCAUCAAGCACGGUGUUGACGGAAUUGUAAUCUCCAACCACGGUGGUCGUCAGCUUGACGGUAUGCCGUCAACUCUCGAUGCUCUCCGAGUAUGUGCGCCAGUUGCUCGAGGACGGAUCCCGAUCACCAUUGACGGUGGUAUUCGUCGGGGUUCGGAUAUCUUCAAGGCGAUCGCGCUGGGAGCCAGCUAUUGUUUCCUGGGUCGGGUCCCUAUCUGGGGUUUAGCCUAUGAUGGACAAGAAGGUGUUGAAUUGGCGAUCAAGAUUCUGCGCCAAGAAUUGCGGAUUACCAUGGCGUUGGCAGGAUGCCGCACGAUCAAGGACAUCCAGAAGAGCUAUCUAUCGGUCCUACAGCCUGAUGGCAUUCUGGCCAAGUUGUAAAUUAAUGAUGCAUCAAGCGUAUAUCAUUGUUUUUUGAGCACACAUUGUACAUAGAAGCCCGGCCUUGUCCUCUCCUUAACGAGUCAACAGUUCAACCCGUCAGCCCCGUGAUCCGAACAUCCGAUCAGGUGGACUGCCAAGAGUCUUGGCACCUCGCUCGCGGUGGUCCACACGGUUAGGGCUGACGGGGAUUCCCCUCGCACAGUUUCACUUGACUGUACCAUGGGUUGCUGCCACUAACCACGGCAGAGGAGCGGAUUCCGUCAUUAGAAUAGAACAAAUAUUUACCCGACUUUCCAUUCAUGGUGGCUGAUGAUGCAAGAAGAAAUAGAAAUAGAAAUCGUUACACGUACGUGUUUGAGGCUUGUUUCGAUCUAAGCCUCGGUUCUGUGGCGGUGUACUUUGUGUUCCAGAACUUCCUCGUCGUUUUGUAUGGCGGAGUUUCCUG
Messenger RNA from Penicillium brasilianum, 1660 nucleotides. NCBI's taxonomy places the organism in Eukaryota, Fungi, Ascomycota, Eurotiomycetes, Eurotiales, Aspergillaceae. The record is from the annotation of a GenBank genome assembly.